AUGCCGAGGCGGGGGGGGCACCGGAGCUUGGAAAACGGCAGCGGCGCGGACGACAGGGCGGGGGAAGCGAGAGGGCGGGGGAGGACGUGGGUGGCAGGGGGGCGGGGGGGAGGGGGCGAGGGCGUGGGGGGGCGGGGUGCGGGGGCGGGGCGCGGCAGGAGGGUGCGGGGGGGGCGAGUGAGAGGGGAGGGCGGGGGGGGCGGGGGGCGGGAGUGGUCGGGGGGCGGAGCAGCAGGGGACGGGUGGGAGGGGUGGGGGGGCCUAGGCGGGCGCGAGGGGGGGGGCAUGGGUGGGGGGGGUUGGGGGGGGGUGGGAGGGGCCGGGCGAGCGGGGGGGGGCUCGGCCAGGGGGGCGGUGGGCGUCGGAGAGGGGUGGGCGGGGCCGGGAGGCGGAGGCCCGCAAACAGGCGGCAGGGAGCCACGCGGGGGCGUGGCACGGCGCUCGCGGGCGGGGACCCGCAGGUGGGGCGCCAGGGAGGAGGUGGUGCGGGGCGGGGCGGGCGCGUUGGAGCGUCUGUGGGGGAGGGGGGGGGGGGGGGGGGGGGCACGCGGGGCGGCGAUGGCGGGUGGCGGGGGGAGGGGGGGGGAGGGGGGGCGGGGGGGCGCGGGCGGGGGUGGGGGGGGGGCGGGGGGCGGGGGGCUGGGGAGGGGGGGGGCGGGGGGGAGCGUGGGUGGAGUGCAGGGGGGGGGGGGCAGGAACCAGAGGGGGGCGGGGGCGGGAGUGGAGCGGGGGGAGGUAGGCGGGGGGCGCGGCCCGGGCGGGAGGAUGCGGGGCGGGAGGCGGGGCGGGGGGGGGGGUGGGCCCGGGGGGGGACUGGGGGACAGGACGGGGGGGGGGCGGGGUCGGGGGCGGAGGGCCCGGAGGGAGUGGGGGGGGGGGGGAGGGGGCAAGCCGGGUGGGGGGCGGGCGGAGGGGUGCGGGUCUAGGGGGUCGCGAGGGGAGGGUGGAAGGGGCGGGGGGGUCGCGGUGGCAAGGGAGCGGGGGCGGGGGAUGCAGCGGUGGGGGGGGAGUGCCAGAGGAGGGGGCGGGGGGGGGAGGGGGGAGGGGGAUGUCCCAAACAUGGGGGAGCGCGAUGGGCAGGGAGGGGGGGGAAGGGGGGGGCGGAGCAGGGGGGGGGGGGUGGGGGAGGGGGGCGCGCCCCGCGGCGGGGGCGGGAAGGACGCGUAG
Molecule: messenger RNA, 1167 nt
Organism: Knipowitschia caucasica
Lineage: Eukaryota; Metazoa; Chordata; Actinopteri; Gobiiformes; Gobiidae
Source: the annotation of a GenBank genome assembly